ACAAAACAUAUUUCCCAUUCGUCGAUGCUAGCUGGCUUUGGUCUGUAUCGGGCAUAAAAGUUUAAUCCAUUCUCUAACAGAUUGCGCUAGGUGUAUUUCUCAAUAUAAUUCAAUGCAUUUGAGUUUAAGGUUAGAAUGUGCAUUGCGAAAACAAAACGCUCAGACUUUUUGUCAAAUAUAUUACGUGAAAGUGAUAAUUAAAAAAAAAAUAAGACGUGUGACACUUGAAAAAUGUCAUCAAGAAAACGUCGCUAUUCUAGAGAUGAAGAUCAAUCAAAUCAAUUCGAAACAAUUAGUUCUGGAUCAACUAAGAAACGGAACGAUAAAAAUGUAUCUUUUGAAAAUUAUAAACAUGAAUUAAACCGAUUUAUUUCCCCGUCUCAUUCCCCUCUCGUUCACGAUACCGAAGAUUUUUGGAAAUUCCUACGAAAAUACGAAGCAAUGCAAAAAAAAUUCAAGCCCGAUGCCGAAAGUAGCGAUGAACAGAGGGGGGUUGCAACAAACGAUACAACAAUUUCAAAAACAAUAAAAUUACCAACACUGUAUCGGAAAUCGUAUUGUUCAAAUAUUAAACUCGAUAAGAAUUUCAAUGAAUCGUUGGCAAAAUCACUCAAAGCCAGGGACAUUUCAUUGAAAAGUGAUCGGAUACAAGAAUUCCGAGAUACUCUAGAAUUGUAUCUUGAUUUUAAACAAAAAGAGAAAUUUGCAAAGUUACGAAAACUCAGAAACGAACAAGCUAAUUUACCAGUAGCUAGGUAUAGAGAGGAAAUUGUAAAAACUGUCACGGAAGAAAGGGUAGUCAUUAUAGCAGGUGAUACAGGUUGCGGGAAAUCCACUCAAGUGCCGCAAUAUUUAUAUUCCGCUGGUUUCUCAAAAAUCGCUUGUACGCAACCACGCAGAAUAGCCUGCAUAUCUUUAGCGAAGCGCGUGGCUUUUGAAACUUUGACUGAAAAUCGCAAUCAAGUCGGAUAUCAAAUUCGCUUUGAAAGACAAAGAAAUCAAGAUACAAGAAUCACGUUCAUCACAGAAGGACUUCUCCUAAGACAGGUCUCUGGGGAAGCAGGAUUAUCACAAUACAAUAUAAUCAUCCUAGACGAGGUUCACGAACGUCAUCUGCACGGUGAUUUUCUCCUGGGUAUCAUGAAGUGUCUGAUUCACCAACAAAAAGAUUUAAAAUUGGUCUUGAUGUCUGCCACUAUCAACCUAGAGCUUUUUGUUAAUUAUUUUGCCAAAGAAGAAGCCAAAGUGAUUCAAGUACCUGGAAGACUUUAUCCAAUACAACUAUUGUACAGGCCAAUAAUGUCUGAAGACAUCAGACGAAAAUCCGAAAGAUUUGAUCCUAGUCCAUACAUUCAAACGAUGCAGCUCAUCGAUCAAAAAUAUACAAACGACGAAAAAGGGGACCUACUAAUAUUUCUAAGUGGAAUGAGCGAAAUUACGUCGGUAGUCGACGCAGCGAAGGAAUAUAGUCGAAAGAAAAAAAAUUGGAUCAUUUUACCGUUGCACAGUAGCUUAUCCAUAGCUGAACAGGACAAAGUAUUCGAUUAUGUACCUGAGGGUGUAAGAAAAUGCAUAGUCUCUACAAACAUUGCUGAAACAUCUGUAACCAUUGAUGGAAUUAGAUUUGUCAUAGAUAGCGGUAAAGUCAAGGAGAUGAGUUAUGAUCCACUUUGCAAAAUGCAGAGACUCAAAGAAUUUUGGAUUAGUAAAGCUAGUGCAGAGCAGCGUAAAGGAAGAGCAGGUCGAACGGGGCCAGGAGUUUGUUAUAGACUUUAUUCUGAAGAGGAAUACAAUGCGUUGGAAACAUAUACAACUCCUGAGAUACAACGUGUUCCACUGGAUUCGUUACUUCUUCAAAUGAUAGCAAUGGGUCUACCAGAUGCAAGAAAAUUUCCAUUCAUUGAGCCACCACCAGGAGACAGCAUUGAAAAUUCCAUAAUAUCGCUUAAAGAACAUGGCGCUUUAACGGACAAUGAAAAAUUAACGAGUAUAGGUAAAACUUUGGCUAGACUGCCCGUUGAUAUAGCAAUUGGUAAAAUGCUGAUAAUGGGUUCACUCUUUCAUCAUGUUGAAUCGGUUCUAUCUUUGGCUGCUGCAUUGAGUAUACAGACACCUUUUACUAAUAGAGCGUACAGGGAUGCUGAAUGUGAGAAUUCCAGAAAAAAACUUGAGUCUGACCAUGGAGACCCUAUAACACUACUGAAUGCGUAUAGAGAAUGGUUGGAAGUCAAGGGUCAGAGUAGUCAAGAGGCACGUGGUCCAUCAAAGUCGAAUAGUCGCACCUGGUGCAGAAGAAGAGGACUCGAAGAACAAAGAUUUUAUGAAAUGACAAAGCUUCGUGCUCAGUUUAAAGACCUACUACAUGAUUGUGGCUUGUUAAAAAAUGUAGGAGCAGACUCGAAAAUGCCGAGUUCAAGCGCUGAGCGAGCGAUUCGCCAUGGGGAAUUGAAACUUCUAAAAGCCAUGAAACGAACUUAUAGACAGAGCGAACCAAGAAAACGCAAAGAAUUAAAAGUCGACUUUUUUGACCUUGGUACAUCUGAACAGGAUGCCGAAGCCUCCGAUAAGCCUGGUGAAAUUGACAUAAAGGAUGUUGAAUUCCGCAUGAGGAAUGAUCCUUCUCAAGUGCAGAAUCUUCUCACUGCAUCAACUGCAUGCAACUACAAAGAUUUGACAAUGCUAAAACUUAUUGUUUGCAGUGGUCUUUAUCCACAAUUUGCUUGUGCAGAUGAAUUUAAUUAUUGCAAGUCUGUAAACGAACAAUUAUUUCAUACAAAAGCGAAACCGUACGUAGCUCUACAUCCUAUUAGCUUUUUUGGAAAUCAUCCUGACAUACUUCAAUUGGAGGAACCAGACGUGGUAUCAAUUCCAGGUUUCAAAUCUAAGACUGCUGUCAGCUCAAAACACCAACUACUUGCUUAUUUAUCCCUCUUAGAAACAACAAAACCGUAUUUAGUAAAUACCAUGAGAAUGCCAGCAGCGCAAACUUUAUUGCUCUUUGCUCAGGAAAUCGACACGAAUGCUACAUGUUCAACAUUAGUAUGCGACUCCUGGAUAGCUCUAGACUUUCCGACACCUGACGCCGGUUUAAUAUUACUCUCGAAAGCGUCGAAUAUCCGACAUAAAUGGAAUAGUCUUUUAAACGAUAGACUUCAAGAAGCAUCAUCAGAAAAUGAUACACAGACUCCAAAAAAAGAUAUGGCCAGAAUGGAACGUGAAUUACACCAGGAACUUAUUGAAUUCUUACAUACUAAUGUUCCAUACGUGAUCAGACGCUUAUUACCAGCUGAUCUCAAAACGCUCUACGUAGGGAAUGGGCACAAUGAUGUGACGGUUGAACCAAAUCCUUUUCAAAAUGACUUUCAGUGCGAAUCUCAUUCCACAAAAGGUGGCGUACGCGUUAGCGAAAACAUUACUUACUGUUGCCUCGUCGAGAGCGAAUGGAGCGAUAAGAUGGCGGUUGAUAUGCUCGAAACAGAAUGGCGCUGCAAUCGCUGCAAUCUCGAAGCAAUGAUUUCUAGCAUUGAAAAACUUCAACAUCAAUUAAUGUGCAAAGAAAGAAUUGUUGAAAAUGAAAUAAAUGCAACAAUAAUAUCACCUUCCUCAACUGUUGGAAAGGCCAAUGCACGUUCUUACGAUUGUCCUGAUUGUAAAAAGAUUAUUUCACUCACUCCUAUUGAAAUUCUCAAGCACAAAAGACAACACCUGAAGGAAAAAACGGAAGAAGUUGUAUCAACUUAAUUUAUCUCUCAACAAAUUUUAUUAAAUAUUUUGAUACAAAAAAUAAAUGCAUAUUCUUUGUACUACUCACAUAUGUCCCCACGAUCUUACAUAUAAA
This is a messenger RNA of Cephus cinctus (wheat stem sawfly), 3838 nucleotides long. Its product is annotated as probable ATP-dependent RNA helicase DHX34. The record is from RefSeq and is a predicted model, not a curated record. Lineage: Eukaryota; Metazoa; Arthropoda; Insecta; Hymenoptera; Cephidae. Gene Ontology annotation, biological process: nuclear-transcribed mRNA catabolic process, nonsense-mediated decay. Bases 232 to 3741 code for a protein of 1169 amino acids. Gene Ontology annotation, cellular component: intracellular anatomical structure. Gene Ontology annotation, molecular function: RNA binding; ATP binding. The transcript is spliced from 15 exons.